Molecule: messenger RNA, 1005 nt
Organism: Lodderomyces jiufengensis
Lineage: Eukaryota; Fungi; Ascomycota; Pichiomycetes; Serinales; Debaryomycetaceae
Product: thiosulfate sulfurtransferase
Exons: 1
Coding region: 1-1005 (334 amino acids)
Biological process (GO): transsulfuration
Cellular component (GO): mitochondrion
Molecular function (GO): thiosulfate-cyanide sulfurtransferase activity
Source: RefSeq, a predicted model, not a curated record
AUGAUUUCAAAUAACUCAAUUAAUUCAAUUGAUUCAAUUGAUUCUUCAACCGCAAAUUUGACAACCAAAUCCAUCAAAAAAAUGUCAUAUAAUCCAAUAAAAAUAAUAAAACCAUCAUACUUAAAAACUUUAACGUCAUUAACCAAAAAUAGAAUUAUACCAAUUGAUUCAACAUGGUUUAUGCCAAAUGUUUCAAGAAAUGCACAACAAGAAUUUGACAAAGAACAUAUCCCACAAGCAAAAUUUUUCAAUUUAGAUAAAUAUAUAAGAGAUUCAGCAUAUCCUCAUAUGUUACCUACUCAAACUAUAAUUAAUCAAGCGUAUAAAGAUUUAAAAAUUUCUCACACUGAUUCUUUAAUUGUUUAUGAUAAAUUGGGGAAUUUUUCAAGCCCUCGUUGUGCUUUUACUUUUAAAUUGGGUGGUCAUGAAAAUGUUUAUUUAUUAGAUAACUUCAAUACUUAUAAAAAACUGGGUUUAGAAACUACAUCAAUUGAUGAAUCGCAACCAAAAGAUGAAGAACCAAUUGAAUCUAAUUCAAUUGAUCAAUACGAAGAAAAUUAUAAUAAUCAAGUAAUUGAAUAUGAAGAUCUCGUGUCUUUGAUAGAAAAUGAUCAAAUUAAAGAUUAUUUAAUUAUUGAUGCAAGAUCAAAUGAUAGAUUUACUGGUAAACUGCCAGAACCAAGACCAGGAUUAAGUUCUGGUCAUAUUCCAACUGCUAAAAAUUUACCAUUCACUAAAUUAUUAGAUUCUAAUAAAGAUAAUGAAUUUAAAACUAAACAAGAAAUUACAAAGGAAUUAGAAUUUAUUGGGAUAAAUUUAAAUACUUUAAAUAAAGAUUAUCCAAAAGGUUUAAUUGUAAUGUGUGGAACUGGAGUAACUGCAUGUAUUUUGAAAUUAGCAUUUGAAUCAAUUGUUGGUAUUGAAGCACCAAUUAAACUUUAUGAUGGAAGUUGGACUGAAUGGGCAAUGAGAGCUCCUGAUAAGUACAUAGUUAAAGAUGUCUGA